AACCGACGUAACUGCGUCAUUUCCGUUCCCCAGUCUAAACGGUUGCAUUAGCUUAGCGGCGGGUCUUGUCCGGCUGAAUCUGUCGGGUGUUUGGUGAAUAUUUCACACCUUUUCCUCGCUGAUAAAAUUGGCUCGGCUUCGUUUGAAAGGGGCCCUGACGCAGGGCUGAAAGCGACCGGAAGUCGGGUUGAGAUUGUCACUUCGGCUGUGAGCGUCAGGCUAACAGGCUAACACGCGGCUAAAGAAAGGUUUACGGAUUUGCUCCUUCUGCUUGCAUCAGACCAGAAAAAAAACAAGUGAAACCCGAGUCCCCGGCAGGCCUGUCCGCUGUAGCGCCACCGUCCCAUGCCCUCAGGCGGGACUGGGUACAGUUUGCCGGAGGAGCGCACAGACAUCCUGCCGGAGUCCUAUUAAAAACAUGGAGGAUGAGGAGGUCGCUGAGAGCUGGGAAGAGGCAGCGGACAGUGGGGAAAUUGAGAGAAGACUUGAGGCCAAACUAAAGAUAAACCAGGAAGCAAAGAAGAGCAGUUUAAAGUCUGCUAGCUCCCCGGUGCGAACAGCAAUUGUAGUCCAAGAUGACUCUCUGCCUGCGGCUCCUCCGCCUCAAAUUCGAAUUUUAAAGCGUCCUUCCAAUAAUGGUACCACAGGGAACUCUGCGUCCUCGUCUCGUCCCUCACAGCAGAUGAAGUCUUUGGCCCAACGCGAGGCAGAGUAUGCAGAGGCCCGAAGGAGGAUUUUGGGCAGCGCUUCAUCAGAGGAAACGCCUCAGGACAAUCCAAGCCAGGACCGGGCUUCACGUAUGAAUGUGCAGCAACCCUCGGACGCAGUCCGUCCAAACAAUCAGGUGAUCCGCCAGCCCAGCGGUCCCGACGGCACCUCCGGCUUCCGCCUCUGCAGAUAAGCUGAAGCCGCCCUACUGCAAGGAAAACCGCCGCUUUCUCCGGAGCGAGGCAGAGUAGGGGGAGAAAUUAAAGGGGUGUUUUUUGCGUGGGGGGUUUUUAAAGAGCAGAGUGGCGGGAGGACACCAAAUUUGACUAAAACAGGGAGUCAGAUCUACUUGUCUACCACCUCUCUGCUCCGCACGCUCUGAUUUGACCUUUGCCUUUUGCCUUGUCUUUUUUCCCCUCUGUUGAACCUUCCGAGGUGGCCGGCAGAGGUCGAGGAUUUAAAAGCCCUCCGGUUCCACAUUGGGAACAGGCUUUAACCGCGUACCCCCACCCCCACCCCCCCAACACACUGUGAUACUCCGAUGCGCUCUCCGCAUUUAAAAUCCGCGAAGUGCUCGUCACUUCAGGGAGAAAUGAGGAGGACUUGCUUAUCUGGGGGCGGGGGAGACCUGCGAGGCGUGCAAGCAGAGCCCGUUUCUCCCUGGCGUAGCGUGGGGACGUUGCCGGGUGUCCAGCGAGAGGACUUUAGCGCGUCGAGAGGAAAUGUGCAGAGCGCAGUGCCAAGAACGGAGAGUUUAGCCGAUUGAGGGAAAGACGGCUGAACGUGGGACCUACUCAGUGAAAGUGCACAGUGCCGAAUAAUGUGUCUUAGCGCUGCAGACGGCGGCCCCGAGCAGAACGUCGCACAGUCCAUGGGACGCUACUGUAGGAAGGCUGGCACGCAACCUCUGGCCAAAAAAAAAAAAAAAAACACCCUCACGAUCUGAACGACGGAGUCGCUUAAAUCUGUUUCUACAAGCAAUAACGACAAAAAUCACUUCCUGGAUUAUUUUUCUGUGCGUGUGUGUUUUGGUUUAAAAAAAUGUUAACAUUGUUUCUCCCAUGUUUUUUUUUUUCUCUUUUCUUUCUUUCUGUGACAUUCUAUUUUUUAAUUAGAAGAUUUGUAGGCUGUUUAGAUAAUAGGUCGCAAUAGAAACGUUUAUUCGUAAUGUUGGUUUUGAUCAAGUCUGCAGAAAUUGUGAAUUAGGAUUUCCAAAGUUUCCCCCGGUUCAUUGUCCCCCCUGUGUGUGCCGCAUCAGCAGAAAGAGCGCUGGAGCUGAAGCUCACUGCUUGAUUGUGGAAAUGAUCCAAAAGGUGUCAGCAUCAAGCCCAAAAGGAUGCCAGGCUUCAGUUUGGCAAGGAAAUAUCAGAGAACGUACCUUUUUUUUUUUUUUUUUUAUCAGCACUCUGUGGGACGAAGCCAGAUUUAUCUUCCUGGUUUUGACGAAUGUCUUCCUGCCGUGUUUCUUUUUAACACAACAGGGUUUUAUCACAUUGUCCGCUCAUUUUUCCACAGACUGAAAAUAAGGGGUUUACAAACUACAAAAUCAAUUAUAUCAUCGGUUACAAGUACUGACGGCUGGUAUCAGAGUAUUAAACUUAAGUAGGUCUGAACAACUGACCGAAGUAACUUUCUGUAUUGUUCUCAAUGAGUACUACAAAGAUAUGUUAUGACGCAAAUAAUAAUAAAAUAUGUGUUUGGAGAUCCUAAUCUCUCAUUUCAUAAGUAAAUUGGCCCAAAUAGUGAUAAAAAACCUUAAUUGUAAUAAUAAGUUAUAAUAAUAAACCAUCACAGUGUUCAGAAAAUAUUUAGAAUAUUAAAUUAUAUGUGAGAUUUGAGCAUUUUUUUUUGUCUAUUUCAUUCAUGGAAACACUGAUGUGUAAUGUUUUGAGUACAAGCUCACGAAAUGGAAGUAGGAAUGGACCUGGAGGCUUUGAACCUUUUGGGACUUUAUGCCUUAAAUUAACCCCCGCCUGCCAACAAACACUUACUGCUGGUUAUUUUUGGCUUACCUUUGAAGCUGUUUUAGUGCUUAGAGUUUUUUUUUUCUGUCAGCUGCACUCUGCAGGGUUUUUUGUUGUUGUUGUUUUUUUUUGUUGUUGUAGGAAACUCAUGGCUGCACCAAGUCGUGUUUUAUGUUUCUCUUGCCGUACCGCUACAUGACUCUGCUUUGAGUUUAUCCGAACAGUUUUCAAUGUAUCGAUGUGAAGCCCCUUUCUGGGACUUGUUUGCGGUGUGAGAUCAGCCGUGCAGCCGGCCUAGUGUCUGAAACUUCUGCAUCUUAGACUUCAGGUGUCACUAAAGCCUCAGUAUUUUUAGCUGCACAUUUACUCUGUUAAAGGCAACGUGGAUUUGGACCCAUCGUCUGAAGCUCGGCAUCGGGUCGUACUCUGUGACAAAGGUGUAUGUUCAGUCUGGCUUUGAGACGGAAAGGAUUCAGUGAGGAAUUCAAGCCGAUACGGCGUCUGUGCAAUUAACUCAUGAUGCUUUAUGGCAGACCUUCACAGCCAGUUGUCUAGUUUGAUGCCCAUUUUGAUGUCAUUGUUUUAAAACUUGAAGAAUCCAAAUGAAAUUCGAAUACCCUUUAAUAAACGUUUAAAGACACUG
This is a messenger RNA of Fundulus heteroclitus (mummichog), 3315 nucleotides long. Its product is annotated as SUZ domain-containing protein 1. Bases 419 to 901 code for a protein of 160 amino acids. The record is from RefSeq and is a predicted model, not a curated record. Lineage: Eukaryota; Metazoa; Chordata; Actinopteri; Cyprinodontiformes; Fundulidae. The transcript is spliced from 4 exons.